This is a messenger RNA of Eruca vesicaria subsp. sativa (arugula), 816 nucleotides long. Lineage: Eukaryota; Viridiplantae; Streptophyta; Magnoliopsida; Brassicales; Brassicaceae. The record is from the annotation of a GenBank genome assembly.
CCCCGUCUCCAGAAAAACCCUAGCGAGAGAGUUUCGUAAACCCGGCGGCGAAGAUGAAGUACAACCCAAGAGUCACCUCCUCUCGCAGGAAGAACCGCAAGGCCCACUUCACAGCCUCAUCGAGCGAGAGACGCGUCAUCAUGAGCUCACCACUCUCCACCGACCUCCGCCAAAAGUACAACGUCAGAUCCAUGCCUAUCCGCAAAGACGACGAGGUCCAGAUCGUUCGUGGGACCUACAAGGGACGUGAAGGCAAAGUUGUCCAGGUGUACCGUCGCAAGUGGGUGAUUCACAUCGAGAGGAUCACGAGGGAGAAGGUGAAUGGAACGACCGUGAAUGUCGGAGUUCAGCCUUCGAAGGUUGUGAUAACGAAGCUUCGUUUGGACAAGGACAGGAAGUCGCUUUUGGAGAGGAAGGCGAAGGGACGUGCUGCUGCGGAUAAGGACAAGGGGACUAAGUUUACUGCUGAGGAUGUUAUGCAGAACGUUGAUUAAGUCGAAAGAGUUUGUGUAAGGGUUUUAUCUUUUUUAAGUGUUUUUAAAAUUUUGUUUUGUCGGAUGUUAUGUUUCGGACAUGAGUACUUAUCGUUUCAGUUCAUUUUGGAUUAUGAGUUUCACUCUUUAGCCAUUUUCUAUAUUUUCUUUGAUGUUUUUUUUUUAUAUUUGAAUGUUUGCUUGUGGUUUAGAUUGAUGUGUGAUCAUAUUGACUCGAUUUAGGGAUUGUUCAUUUCAUGAGUUUUGUUAGUGUUGAUUUAGAGAUUUAGUGACAUUGAUUGGUAACUAGUGCUUCCAUUACGAAAAGCUGAAUUGAUUCGAG